AUGUUCUGGAAAUCAAAACUCAAAAGAGAGAAGGAGUUUAUGAAAUAGGGGGACGAAGGGAUAAUGAUUGUCAAAGAUGCCUUGUAAGAUGUAAUGAGAGAAAUAUCAAUCAUGAAGGAAUUGGAUCAUAUUAGUGUAAUCAAACUUCAUGAAGUCAUUGAUGACUAGGCUGACAAAUUAUACAUGAUGCACUAGACUGGCAUAGUUCACAGAGAUAUAAAACCCUAGAAUAUAAUGUUGGAUGAACAUGGAAUAGCCAAGCUUGGAGAUUUUGGAUGUGCUUAGAGAUUCUAAAAUGGAGACGAUAUUCUUAAUAAUACUAUUGGCACAUAUCAAUUUUUCUCGCCUGAGUCUGAUAUUAAGACUUUCUCUGGAAAGGCUAAUGAUGUCUGGGCUCUAGGAGUCACUCUCUAUGCUCUGGUUUUUAAUGAGUUACCUUUUUGGGCGGAGACUGAAAUGCAGGUCUUAGAAAUGAUACUUUAAGAAGCUGUAAUAAUACCAACAAAGCGAAAAAUAUCUGAAGGAUUAAGAAGCAUUUUAAUUGGUAUGCUAGACAAAGAUCCAGAAACUAGAGUAACACUUCCUGAACUGAAGAAAAAUCAAUGGCUUAAUGAAGGCUUUGCAGUCUCUCUUGACUCUAGGGAAGCAGACUUCUUUGCUAAUUAUACUGAAGAUGAGCUAAAACACAAAGGUGUCCCACUGUAAGCUAUAGUAUACGCUAAAAAAUUGGCAAAGAAAUGGUCAACUAGUGCUGAACAUUAAGACGAUCCUACAAAAACAGAAACUGGCUAAAAUAAUCCCUAAAAUGAAGAAUUUGAGGAAUAAAAAAGGUAAUGA
Molecule: messenger RNA, 837 nt
Organism: Stylonychia lemnae
Lineage: Eukaryota; Ciliophora; Spirotrichea; Sporadotrichida; Oxytrichidae
Source: the annotation of a GenBank genome assembly